AUGGAGGGAAGUGUUGGAAUGCUGGCUGGAUCUCACAAGAGGAACGAGUUUGUUCGAAUUCGGCACGAUUCGGAUAGUGGGUUUGAGAUCAGUGGCUGUUUGCAACAGGGGUUUGUGUUAGAAAUGGAGGCAAGUGUUGGAAUGCUGGCUGGAUCUCACAAGAGGAACGAGUUUGUUCGAAUUCGGCACAAUUCGGAUAGUGGGCCCAAGCCGAUGAAGCAUUUGAAUGGACAGAUAUGUCAGAUUUGUGGAGAUACUGUUGGAUUUACUGCUACUGGUGAUGUAUUUGUUGCCUGCAAUGAGUGUGCCUUCCCAUGUGCCUUCCCAGUUUGCCGGCCUUGCUAUGAGUACGAGCGGAAAGAUGGAAAUCAGUUCUGUCCCCAGUGCAAGACUAGAUACAAAAGACAGAAAGGAAGUCCUCGAGUUGAAGGUGAUGAUGAUGAAGAUGAUGUUGAUGACCUGGAGAAUGAGUUUAAUUAUGCUCAAGGAAACAGGAAAGCCAGACAGUGGCAGGGAGAAGAUGCUGACCUCUCUUCAUCCUCUAGGCAUGAACCUCAGCAACCGAUUCCCCUUCUUACAAAUGGGCAGCCAGUAUCUGGUGAAAUUCCCAUUGCUACACCGGACACGCAAUCUGUACGAAGUACCUCAGGUCCUUUGGGCCCUAGCGACAAGCAUGUUCACUCACUUCAAUAUAUCGAUCCAAGGCAGCCAGGUACACCCCUAAUUUGA
Molecule: messenger RNA, 729 nt
Organism: Ilex paraguariensis (yerba mate)
Lineage: Eukaryota; Viridiplantae; Streptophyta; Magnoliopsida; Aquifoliales; Aquifoliaceae
Source: the annotation of a GenBank genome assembly